AUGGCACCCAAUCAUGCACGACAACACGUCUUUCAUAAUACACCAACAGACUCCCCAGAUAGGGCUCAACCCGCCAUUCCAGUUCACAACCUACUAGAUUCGGACACAUCAGCUCUCUCACUCUCUAAUAGAUCGUCAGACAAAUCAACCCCCGUAAACUAUGAGCAAUCUUUUGAAUUUGAGCAGCUGCUCAGAGACCUCAUGAAACGGCAAGUGUUUCAUGAUGAAGGAAUCAAGGACCGCCAACUUGGUGUCAUGUUUAAAGAUUUGCGCGUCAUUGGUGGAGGUUCUCGUACCUCCCCCCAGCCAACCGUGGGCUCACUUUUCCAUCCUUCAACGUGUAUGCGCAAGAUGAGGGGAAAUCGUCAUCCCUCAACUAAAGACAUUUUGUCCGGAUUCGAGGGUGUUGUCACUCCUGGAGAAAUGCUGUUGGUCCUUGGUCGUCCCGGCUCCGGGUGUUCGACCUUCCUCAAGACACUUGCCAACCGACGUGGGGAGUAUCAUGCCGUCGAGGGACAAGUUUUCUAUGAUUCAUUCACCCCGACGGAGAUCCAUGACUCCUUCCGUGGCGAUGUCACUUACUGCCCGGAGGAUGACAUCCACUUCCCGACUCUGACCGUCGACCAGACGCUCUCUUUCGCCGUCAGAAAUCGUACUCCCACAACACGUCUUCUCGGCCAGACUCGCGAGGACUAUGUCAAGGAUACCACUACGAUGCUAAUGGAAGUCCUUGGCCUCUACCGUUCAAAAAAUACACUGGUUGGUAAUGCUCAAAUUCAAGGUGUGUCAGGUGGCGAGAGAAAGCGAGUCUCUAUCGCGGAAAAUUUAGGCUCUGCAGGCACACUUGGCGCAUGGGAUAAUCCCACUCGCGGACUAGAUUCCUCGAGCGCAGUCGAGUUUGUCCGCACAUUGCGUGCUAUCACAGAUGUUAAACGCACGACAAUGAUCGUCUCCCUCUACCAGGCGGGCGACCAAUUGUACGAUUUGUUCGACAAGGUCUGUGUCAUCGAUGAGGGGAAGAUGUCUUACUUUGGUUCGGCAAACUCAGCGAAAGAUUAUUUCAUGGAUAUGGGCUUCGAACCGCAAAACAGGCAGACCAUCCCUGAUUUCCUGGUUGCAGUUACGGACCCGAACGGGAGGAAAAUCCGCCCUGGAUAUGAGAGCUUUGUCCCGCGGACGUCGGAGGAAUUUGCUAGUCGUUUCAUGGCUUCUGACCUCGGCGGUCAGAAUCAGAAAGCGAUGGAACAGUAUCACGAGCACUACGUUGGCAACGACGAACGCAAGCAGGCAUACAUGUCCAGCGUGACCUCUGAACGUGCCAGUAGAUCCACUGUUUACAUGACUUCUAUCCCCCAGCAAGUCAAAGUAGUCAUGAAGCGCGGCCUGCAAGUGAUUCUUGGUAAUAAGUUUGAGCUCUGUGUACAACUGGCUGCUCAGGUCUUCCAAGCGAUAAUUAUCGGCACCGUCUUUCUGAACGCUCCAAAUGACACUUCGGCCUAUUUCUCUCGCGGAAGUGUUCUGUUCUUCUCUUUGUUCUUCAAUGCUCUUACAUCUGUUGCAGAAAUUCCUGCGCUCUUCGUCCAGCGUCCAAUCGUACUUCGUCACCAGGAAGCCGCGUUACAUUAUCCUUUCAUCCAGAGCAUCGCGCAUAUCGCCAUCGAUAUUCCGAUCACGUUGAUCGUUCAACUGGUUUUCGCUGUGAUACUUUACCUGCUAGUUGGGUUGCAACGUUCCGCCGCACAGUUCUCCACAUUUUACCUUUUUAUCUUCUUAAUGUCGCAAACCAUGAAGUCAUUCUUCAGAGCAGUUGCCGCAAGCUUUAAAACUCGUGCCAGCGCAUUGGCUGCUAGCGGUAUCUUCGUUCUGUUAAUGUUGCUCUAUAGUGGAUACACAGUUCCUUGGCCGACCGCUCCGACGGGCUUGCGGUGGAUCAUGUGGUUGAACCCUUUGUGGUGGGGGCUCGGUGGACUUGUAGUGAACGAGUUCCAUACGCUUGACGGAGUCUGCUCUACUCUUGUUCCUCAAGGUCCUGGCUACGCAAAUGUCUCGCUUGCAAACCAGGUGUGCACAACAGUCGGGUCGCAACCCGGGCAGCUACUUGUGGAUGGCAACAUCUAUGUUGAAUUGACGUUCGACUUUUGGUAUGGUCAUCUUUGGAGGAACUUUGCCGUCAUGUGUGGCUUCUACCUUGGGUUCUUGGCCGUUCUCCUAGUUGCCACAGAAUGCAAUACCUCGUUUGCUUUCGACAGCGCCGUCGUUCUAUUCAAGCAUGGCUCCAGUGCUAUCAACGAGAAUGCUAAGGCCCUUGACGAGGAGACGGUAGAUGCAGAGAUUCAUUCUGGAUGCCGAUCCAAGGCAGGCGAUUCCUCGACUUUCGACAAUGUCGAGAAGGAAACCACGGUUACGGACCUCUUCACUUGGCAGCACCUGCAGUAUGAAGUCCCCAUUGGUGGAGGGAUGAAACGCCUUCUUGAAGACAUCACGGGCUUUGUCGCCCCUGGGAAGCUCACUGCGUUGAUGGGUGAAUCUGGCGCUGGAAAGACCACACUUUUGAAUGUUCUUGCACAACGCGUCGGUGCUGGUGUGGUGACUGGUGACUGCUUCGUUAACGGACGGCCGCUUGGUUAUUGCCAACAACUCGACACUCACCUUCUCGAGGCGACUGUUCGUGAAGCGCUCCUUUUCUCUGCCAAUCUUCGCCAGCCCCAGUCAGUUCCUCUCGCUGAAAAGGAAGCAUUCGUUGACAAGUGCCUUGCAAUGUGUGGUCUAGAGGAGUACGCUGAUGCUAUCGUUGGCUCUCUCGGUGUCGAGCACCGUAGACGCACCACCAUCGCGGUGGAGCUUGCUGCCAAGCCGAAACUUCUACUCUUCUUGGACGAACCUACGUCUGGUCUCGACUCGCAAUCUGCCUGGGCUAUCGUGCAGUUCCUUCGUGAGCUUGCUGACCAUGGUCAGGCCAUUCUCUGCACAAUACAUCAACCUUCAGCGGAGCUCUUCCAGGUCUUUGACAGAUUGCUGCUCCUUGGCAAGGGUGGACGGACCGACUAUUUUGGCGACAUCGGCAAGAACUCGUCGACCAUGUUGGACUACUUUGAGCGCAAUGGUGCUCCACGCUGCGGCCCCGACGCCAACCCAGCGGAAUACAUGCUCGACGUAAUAGGCGCGGGAGCAACGGCAAUCUCGACUACUGAUUGGUACGAGGUCUGGAUGUGUUCCUCAGAAGCGGCGCAGCUUCAACUUAGCGUCCAGUUGUCUGCCUUUGCCACUUCAUGGUCUUACCAGUUCGUUGCCCUCGCCCAUCGGAACUUCCAAGCAUACUGGCGCAAUCCCAUAUACAUCUGCUCCAAGUUUGUGCUUAACAUCGCCGGCGGUCUCCUCGUGGGCUUUACAUUCUUCCAGGCAAAUAACUCUUUGCAGGGUACCCAAGACAAGCUGUUUUCAGUCUUCCUCGCCCUUGUGCUUUGUGUUCCCCUCGUCCAUCAGCUGAUGGCCGUCUACAUCGAUAUUCGGACGGUCUACGAAAUCCGUGAACGUUCUAGCAGAAUGUAUCACUGGACCGCUCUCGUCAUGUCACAGCUAGCUGUUGAACUUCCUUGGAACAUGACGAGUUCGGCAAUGUUCUUUUUCUCCUGGUACUGGACCGUUGGAUACCCGACAGACCGGGCAGGCUACACAUUCCUCAUCUUCUCCAUCGCCUUCCCAUUGUAUUAUACCACGCUUGGACAUGGCAUCGCGUCCAUGGCGCCAACCGCUCCAGUUGCAUCACUGUACUAUACAACUCUCAUUGUCUUUAUCAUGGUCUUUGAUGGCGUCAUCCAGCCGUUCAUCGAGCUUAAUUGGUGGAAAUGGAUGUACAGGGCCUCUCCUUUCACAUACAUCAUCCAGGGCCUCCUUGGUCAAGCUAUCGGUGGGACAGCUAUAAUCUGCUCGCUCACGGAACUAGUCUCCGUCAACCCGCCGGAGGGUUUGACGUGUGCCAACUACAUGACUCCCUUCGUAGAAUUCGCCGGCGGCUACCUCACGAACCCCGAAGCCGCAGAGAGUUGCCAGUACUGCCCUUACACGACUGCUGACCAGUACAUGUUCUCGAGGUUCAACAUUAAAUUCAGCGAUCAUUGGCGUGACCUAGGCAUCGUCUUCGGAUUCGUCGCGUUCAACAUCAUCGCUAUUUUCUGGUUCACAUAUUUCAUGCGCAAUCGCACCGUCAGCGUGUUUUCUUCUCUCAAGCAGAAGUUGACUCGUGGCAAAUAG
Suillus paluster is the source of this 4251-nucleotide messenger RNA. RefSeq names its product ABC-2 type transporter-domain-containing protein. Lineage: Eukaryota; Fungi; Basidiomycota; Agaricomycetes; Boletales; Suillaceae. Bases 1 to 4251 code for a protein of 1416 amino acids. Gene Ontology annotation, biological process: transmembrane transport. The record is from RefSeq and is a predicted model, not a curated record. The transcript has 21 exons. Gene Ontology annotation, cellular component: membrane. Gene Ontology annotation, molecular function: ATP binding; ATP hydrolysis activity; ABC-type transporter activity.